AUGUGGCCAGUCACCUGAUCGUGACGUCAGCACAGGUCCUUUAGCCCGUUCGGAUCCGGAGACUACCGAUGAAGCAGAAGAACAACCAGACCCGGACGUAUGACCGGGAUGGGUACAAGAAGCGGGCGGCGUGCGUGUGCUUCCGGGACGGGGCCGAGGAUGAAGUACUGUUGGUGAGCAGCAGUCGCUAUCCUGAUCGUUGGAUUGUCCCAGGCGGAGGUCUGGAGCCAGAGGAGGAACCCAGUGCAGCAGCCACUCGAGAGGUUUUUGAAGAGGCUGGAGUUAAAGGCACAAUGGGUCGUAUGCUGGGUGUGUUUGAAAACUUUGAGAGGAAACACAGAACAUUUGUCUAUGUCCUGACUGUGACUGAGGUCCUGGAUGAUUGGGAGGAUUCUGUUAGCAUUGGGCGGAAGCGCCGCUGGUUCAGCAUUGAGGAGGCUGUUCAUGCUUUGCAGGGACACAAACCAGUGCAGGCAUCCUACUUCCAAAGUCUGAGGCAGAACUGCCACCCUAACAAUGGAGCCAUCCCCCUGCCUAGCCAGAGUUCCCUUCCGGACGUCAGAUGAUCGGUUCACCCUACGGACUCCAUCUUUUCUCCUAAUCUCCUUUCUUCUCCUGUCCUGAGAAGCAUCCAGCAAAAAGGGCAUCCCUGAAAGUGAUUAACUCCACUGGGCCUCUGAUAUUUAGUUGUUCAGCAAUGGAUUGUGUAUGCUGUGAUUUUUUUUUCCCUUUUUGUGUGACAUGGACACAUUCAUGGUUCACUAAUGUUUCCCCCAUUUCCUACGUAUUUGUGCCAUGAUCAUCUUUACUAUGUUCUGACUAACCCAGUUUCCGUUUCCUAAGUGGUAUGAUAGAAAUAUUUGCCUGUUAAACCUUCACAGACAGCUAUUUAGUGUUCAUAUUCAUCUCCCAUAUGUACUACGACCUUAAUUUCCUAACUUCUUAGGCUACAGCAUUAUAAAACCAUUAACAUUGCAGUUAAACUAAUAAUCUCUCCUUUUAUUUUAGACUUUUUGUGUCCCAACAAUUUAAUCAUCAAAAAUUAACUAAAGAUUUUCAGAAACCGUUUCAUUUUGUAAAGUUAGCCAAUACUAAGAUCCUAUAUAUGAAUUUUUUUUUUUUUUUUACGUAGUGCUAUGAUGGGUUAUACUGUAAAAUGACUGGCGCAUCUCAGUAAGCCAGCCAAUAUUAACAUUGUGUUCAAGUAUUUUUACUGUAAUAUAAAGCAAAAGUAUCGGAAAGCAACUUCGCUCCUGAAAUAUCUGUUGAAAUUUUCAGCAAACUUUUUGUACUUGUAAGCAAACUUUUUUUUUUUUUUUGCAGAACUAGGAAAUGGGGAAUUUUUCUUCAGUUAGAACUCUAAAUCCAGUAUUUUUAAUAUUUUUCUGUACGAAGCUUUUAAUACCAACGUGUAACUAUGUCACCUUUUGACACACUUUUACACGUUUCUAUUCCCAUAGUGCUUUUUUGCUUGUGUCCUAUCAUGAUGCACUGCAGCUCCAACUAACCUGACUCCUUUUCUGCCAUGUGGUCAAUCACGUGAACUUACAAACUGUGACAAUGGAAUAUGUGAUCUCUGUUUUUUGUGAUGUGAUGACACCUUACUUAAUGAUACUAUUUUUUCUAAAUGUUCACAGUUUGCUCACAGGGCACUUUACCCAACAUCUUGGUUAUUGAAAACCUGCUACCUCUUGCAACGUAGGCUCACUGUAGGCUUACUUUUGGGUUGCAUGUAUUUGAGGGCAAGUAUUGGCUAAUAAGAAACAAAAAGAAUAGGUGUGCUUGUACAGUGGAACAUACGUUAUUGCAUUUUUAUAGAUGUUUCCCCGUUUGUGUGCUUGAGGGCUGAAAAAAAACAUUUUUUAACUAAUUAUAUCAAAACGCCUUAAUUAUUCUGAACCUAUAAAUUUUUUUUUUUUUUUUUAAAUCUGGGCUAUAUUUAACAUACCGACAGUGGUAGUGGACACAGGUUAUUUGUGUUUUCUUUUUAUUUUUUGAUGUGCCAUAUAGAGGAUAUGUUUAAAACCCUACUCCAAACUAGUAUCGUUGUUUGUUCUACAUUUUGCUAUACUCUUGAGUUGUCUAGUUCAGUGUAUUUGAAUUGCUUGCUCAUGCCACCUCGCGUAUCAUACUGACCCUUCUCCAGAAAACAUGCCUUUGUAAUUUUUGGAAAUAAGGAUGUUGGUUAAAAAAA
This is a messenger RNA of Rana temporaria (common frog), 2194 nucleotides long. RefSeq names its product nudix hydrolase 3 (gene NUDT3). The record is from RefSeq and is a predicted model, not a curated record. Gene Ontology annotation, biological process: diadenosine pentaphosphate catabolic process; diadenosine hexaphosphate catabolic process; diphosphoinositol polyphosphate metabolic process. The transcript is spliced from 5 exons. Bases 69 to 566 code for a protein of 165 amino acids. Lineage: Eukaryota; Metazoa; Chordata; Amphibia; Anura; Ranidae. Gene Ontology annotation, cellular component: cytoplasm; nucleus. Gene Ontology annotation, molecular function: bis(5'-adenosyl)-hexaphosphatase activity; bis(5'-adenosyl)-pentaphosphatase activity; endopolyphosphatase activity.